Melanotaenia boesemani (Boeseman's rainbowfish) is the source of this 1582-nucleotide messenger RNA. RefSeq names its product tetraspanin 4a (gene tspan4a). The coding region runs from base 173 to 1147 and encodes 324 amino acids. Gene Ontology annotation, cellular component: membrane. The transcript is spliced from 7 exons. Lineage: Eukaryota; Metazoa; Chordata; Actinopteri; Atheriniformes; Melanotaeniidae. The record is from RefSeq and is a predicted model, not a curated record.
UUGUUAGGGGGGUCUUAAUUAUUUGAGGUUAAACUAAUAUUCGAAACAUUGUGGAAAUCCAUCUGCCAAUCCCUGAUGGAAUAACUCCCCGUGCCCGAUUGUGGACUUUAUUUAAGACUGAAGUGCACAGAGUGACUAUUAAAGACUUUUGAAGGCUCAUUUAACUUCCACAAUGAGACGCUCAAGCACAGACGAGACUCCGUAUCGACGCAGUCCAUCUCUGGACAGCAAACCUGACACACCACCAUUCACCUCCGGGUUUCACCGUUUCAGCGGGGAGUUUGAGUAUAAGCGACCACCUUUUGCGUUUGGCUUCCAUACGACGAAGGGGCCGCAGAAUUCCAAGGGGCGCUACGCCCAGGGGAAGAAGUAUGUGGUGUUUUACCUGGACCUUUCCUUCAUAUUCCUUCUAGAACUGCGGCGUUGCAGGAUGGCCGAGGGUUGCAUGAUGGCCCUGCGAUAUGGAAUGGUCUUCUUCAACCUCCUUUUCUGGUUGGGAGGAUGUGGCAUACUUGGGGUUGGGGUCUGGCUGUCGGUGACACAGGGAAACUUUGCCACCCUAUCCUCAUCCCUUCCCUCUCUGUCGGCAGCCAACCUGCUCAUCGCUGUGGGGACCAUCAUCAUGAUUAUUGGCUGUCUGGGGUGUGUGGGAGCUGUCAAAGAAAGUCGUCCUCUGCUGUUGACGUUCUUCAUCUUCCUCCUGCUCAUCUUUUUUCUGGAAAUCCUGUCCAUCAUGCUUUUUUUCAUAUACCAAGAUGAGAUUGAUAGUUAUGCCCAGAGGGAUCUGAAGAAGGGUCUCCAGCUCUUUGGCACUGAGGGAAACGUGGGUUUGACCAACGCCUGGAUGAUAGUACAAACUGAUUUUCGUUGCUGUGGAGUCACCAACCACACAGACUGGUUUGAGGUUUACAAUGCCACACGUGUGCCAGACUCCUGCUGCCUGGAGUACAGCGACAACUGUGGACUGGACAACCCGGGAACAUGGUGGACAGCACCGUGCUACGAGCGAGUAAAAGACUGGCUUAAUGAGAACCUGGUGGCGCUUUGGAUCUUUGCUCUAUGCACAGCACUUACUCAGAUCCUGGGUCUGGUCUUCUCUAUGACAAUGUUCUGCCAGGCAGUGAAAGUAGAGACUUUCUACGCCUAGCGAUUGACCCCAGUCUGCCCUUCAGAGCUCUUCGAGGGACAUAUAUAGACCCACCCUCCUCCUCCUCCUCCUACUCCUUCAUUGACAGACUCUUCUUUCCGAUGCCUGCCCUCUCUGUGACAUUCGCUCUUGUAUGUCGUCAGUUCAGUUUUUCUGCUAACUAUCAUCCAGAACAGUGUCAAUGUUAUUCCUCAAUCAUAUGGUUUGCUCUGUGUUUAAAGCUAAUUCUGUGAUACAUUUUAUGAAACAGUAUUAUGAACAUGUAUAAAAAGAAAACAGCGUAACCCUUUUUUAAUAUGUGUUUUGGUUUAAAUUAUUUUAUGAUUUGUAUGUGUUUUCAAAAUGGGAGCAACAGUUGAGAAAAGUGCACUGUGUGAAGUGCUGCAAGUGCAUGUCUCCUGCGAUGAUGUGUAAUAAAUGUUUUGGCUCAACAAA